AUGGAGGGUCCACCUUCCAGCGGUAAAAUAGCAGAUGAGGUUCCACUUUGGACAAAUUAUUCAUCAGGACUGAGUAAAUUCUAUCAGGCUACACCAGCAGGAUGGAAUCCCUUUCUCAAAAGUCCACCUUCCAGCGGUAAAAUAGCAGAUGAGGUUCCACUUUGGACAAAUUAUUCAUCAGGACUGAGUAAAUUCUAUCAGGCUACACCAGCAGGAUGGAAUCCCUUUCUCAAAAAUGACGAUGAAGAAGAAGAUCCGUUGAAAUGCAGGCCGCAAGAUGAAGAUGCUCAUCACGUGAUUUUGCAAUGCACUCUGGGACUUGAAAGCAAUUGCGCGACGAACAGGAGUUAUUGCAAUGCUCCACUCAAACCUGACACUCCUUAUAUGAUUAAACUGAGGGCUUUUACAAGAGGAGGAUACUCAGAAGCUGGUCCAUUAACUGCAAGAACGUCUAAACCUUCAACGUCUGGUUCAAUUGGAGGAAUUGUUGGCGGUUUUUUUGCUGUCUGCUUCUGUUGCUUCCUAAUCUUUGGAGUGUUUUUUAUGAAAAAGAAGGGCGGUUUUGAACAUGUCAGAAAGAUCAUAGAAUCACGAUUUGUACGUCCAACCCUUGCCACGUCACAACCAGAAACUGGUGUCGAAUUAGAAACUUAUCAACAUGGCCGGUGUAUUAAGAUUCAAAAUUUCUGUGAACAUGUACGAAUUAUGCUGUCUGAUUCUCAUUUGAAAUUUUCUGAAGAGUUUGAGACUUUGAAGCACAACAGUCCAAAAUUGCCUUGCACUGCCGCUGAAAUGGACGAAAAUCGUCAUAAAAAUAGAUGGAUGAAUAUAUUUCCAUAUGAUCAUUCACGAGUAAAGCUGCUACCCCUUGGGGAUGAACCUGCAUCUGAUUUUAUCAAUGCAAACUACAUCAUUGGUGAUUCUAGUCUGCGUGAAUACAUUGCUAGUCAAGGCCCAUUGGCAAAUACAGUGGAUGAUUUUUGGCGAAUGAUUUGGGAGCAAUCGACCACAAUGAUUGUGAUGCUGACCCAGCUGAUGGAACGUGGAAAGGUGAAGUGUGAAAAAUACUGGCCAGAUGAGAAAGAGCCCAAAUACUAUGGAGAUAUACAAGUGAAGCUGAUAUCAGAGUCUAUGCUUUCAUCUUACAUCAUAAGGGUCUUUCAUCUGCAACUGGGCUCUCAGCAGAGAAUGGUUAAACAAAUGCACUUUACUCAUUGGCCAGACUUUGGUUGCCCUGAGCGUCCUGAAGACUUGAUAAACUUUGUGACAGCUGUCAGAGACCAUCUCCCAAGAAUCAGGCCUGGACCCAUUGUUGUCCACUGCAGUGCUGGCGUAGGUCGAACAGGUACUUUCAUCGUUGUCGACAGACUUGCACAAAACCUGAAGCACAAUGAUGACAUCAAUAUAUUUGAAACCGUCAUGGAACUCCGGCAACAUAGAAUAAACAUGGUACAAACUGAGGAUCAAUAUAUUUAUAUUCAUUUGUGUGUGCAGCAGUUAAUACAAGAAAUUAUUACACCCUCCAAUCAAGAAUGUAGUGAACCAAUCUAUUCAAAUGUUACCAGGGAGACAGACACAGGUGUCUAAUAGAAUACUAGAACAAAGUCAUGUACGCACAUUAUUCUUAAAAAUUGUCUAAUUAUUCAUGUUAUGUAAAUUGUACAUAUAGUUAUAAUAAAUAUAUAAUUGUUAUGAGCAUUGCA
Parasteatoda tepidariorum (common house spider) is the source of this 1703-nucleotide messenger RNA. The record is from RefSeq and is a predicted model, not a curated record. Lineage: Eukaryota; Metazoa; Arthropoda; Arachnida; Araneae; Theridiidae.